AUGGAGAUCGAUGAUUCCGGAAGUGUUCUCGAUCUCACUAGCUAUCAGCUCCACAGUCUCGAUACGGUCGAGUUACCGCCGACCCUAACUGAGCUGGACCUUACGGCUAAUCGUUUGUCGGGAUUGGACUCGAGGAUCUCUCAGCUCUCUAUGCUCAAGAAACUUUCUCUUCGACAGAACCUAAUUGACGAUUCCGGCGUCGAGCCCUUGUCUCGCUGGGAAGCCUUGUCCGAUCUCGAGGAGCUAGUUCUCAGAGAUAACAAGCUGGCAAAAGUACCAGAUAUCAGCAUAUUCGCAAAGCUUUUGGUUUUCGAUGUAUCUUUCAAUGAAAUCACUUCGUUGCAAGGGUUAUCGAAGGCCUCUAGCACAGUGAAGGAACUCUAUGUGUCUAAAAAUGAAGUUAACAAGAUUAUGGAGAUUGAACACUUGAAUGACUUGCAGAUUCUUGAACUGGGGUCUAAUAGAUUGCGGGUGAUGGAAAACAUGGAAAACUUCACCAGGCUAGAAGAACUAUGGCUUGGGAGAAACCGUAUCAAAGUUGUCGACCUGUGUGGACUCAAUUGUAUAAAAAAGAUUAGCUUGCAGAGCAAUCGAUUGACCUCUAUGAAAGGAUUUGAGGACUGUAUUGCUCUUGAAGAGUUAUAUUUGAGCCAUAACGGUAUCUCAAAAAUGGAAGGCUUGAGUGCAUUGGUUAACCUACGGGUAUUGGAUGUGUCGAACAACAAGCUCACAUCAGUCGAUGACAUUCAGAACCUCACAAAGUUGGAAGAUUUAUGGCUUAAUGACAACCAGAUAGAAUCACUGGAAGCAAUCACAGAAUCGGUUGCAGGCUCUAAAGAGAAGCUUACCACUAUCUACCUCGAAAAUAACCCUUGUGCCAAGUCUUCCGAUUAUGUUGCUGUGGUCAGACAGAUCUUUCCAAAUGUGGAGCAAAUAGAUUCUAACUUGUUUGCUUAA
Arabis nemorensis is the source of this 957-nucleotide messenger RNA. The record is from the annotation of a GenBank genome assembly. Lineage: Eukaryota; Viridiplantae; Streptophyta; Magnoliopsida; Brassicales; Brassicaceae.